Molecule: messenger RNA, 2353 nt
Organism: Pseudoliparis swirei
Lineage: Eukaryota; Metazoa; Chordata; Actinopteri; Perciformes; Liparidae
Gene: mcoln3b
Product: mucolipin TRP cation channel 3b
Exons: 14
Coding region: 232-1926 (564 amino acids)
Cellular component (GO): plasma membrane; lysosomal membrane
Molecular function (GO): NAADP-sensitive calcium-release channel activity
Source: RefSeq, a predicted model, not a curated record
ACGUCGCAGCGCCGUAAGAAGUUACCUGAGACACACGUUGCGUGAGGAAUUUGACCACAAGGCAACACGCGAUCUUUCAUUUGAAUAACUUGACUUCAGUCAUGGUUCUCUCAGUAAAAGUAGAAAUGUAAUUUCCUACUCUAUGACUCUGUAUUGGACCGAAACAGUUCGGACUCAACACAGUUGACAGGUGAACGCAACACGUUGAAUAAGCUGCUGCUCGACAUUGAUAUGGAUCACUCCAGUGACUUGAGCGACUUGUACGACGUGCACGACUUGUACGACGUGCACGACAUAAACGGCUCCCCCCCCCACCACGAACACCGGUGCUCGGAGGACCAGGAAGGCAUGGAGCAUCUCAGGAGGAAGAUCAAAUAUUACUUCAUGAACCCGUGUGAGAAGUACCACGCUCGCGGACGGAAACCGUGGAAACUCGUCUUGCAGAUCCUCAAAAUUGCCAUCAUUACCAUCCAGUUGGUGUCUUUCGGGCUGAGCAACCAGAUGGUCGUCACGUUCAAGGAGGAAAAUCUGAUCACGUUCAAGCACCUCUUCUUGAAAGAUUACGAUGACGACGGAGGCAUGGAGAACUACGCCGUCUACAGCCAGCCGGACGUCUACGACCACAUCGACUACAUCCUGAAACAGUAUGAUCAUCUGCACAACAUCACGGUGGGCAAUCACGAAUAUGAGAAAAACCACCCCAUGAUGGUGUGUCAGGAGUUCUACAGGAACGCCAGCAUCUUCCCGGCCAGCGAGACCUUUGACAUCGACAUCGAAGUGAUAACUGAGUGCUUUAAUGUUUAUCCGAUGGAUCAUCCGACAUCGCAGGAGUCAAGUCCACGUUUCAUAUUGCAUUUCAAAAGGAUGCUCUCUGUCAAGAUCACAUUUGUCCUGAAGUCAAUAAAUUUACAGACGGUGAGGUAUCGGGAGCUGCCAGACUGCUACGACUUCCAUGUCAUUAUAACUUUCGACAACCAGGUGCACAGCGGCAGGAUAAAGGUCAACCUGGAAAACGACGUCAACGUCAACGAAUGCCGAGAGUGGAAAGUAACCGGAGCGCCUGCCAGAAACAUCCACCUGACCGUGCUGUUCGACUGCCUCAUCAUGGUGACCUGCAUCGCCUCCUUCGCCCUCUGCACUCGCUCAGUGAUCAACGGGAUCCAGCUGCAGUUUGAGUACACGGUCUACUGCAAGAAAGAAUGUGGUAAUCGAGUCCCGUGGUCCGACAAGCUGGAGUUUCUGAACGGCUGGUACAUCCUCAUCAUAGUCAGCGACGUCUUGACCAUCAUCGGCUCCAUUCUCAAGAUCGAGAUCCAGACUAAGGUGCUCACUAGUUAUGACGUCUGCAGCAUCUUCCUUGGGACCGGCACCAUGUUUGUCUGGAUUGGGGUCAUCCGCUACAUGGGCUACUUCAGGAAGUAUAAUAUCCUCAUCCUGACGAUGAGGGCGGCGUUCCCGAAUGUGAUCCGGUUCAUCUGCUGCGCUGGGAUAAUCUACAUGAGUUACUGCUUCUGCGGCUGGAUCGUCCUGGGCCCGUAUCACGAGAAGUUCCGGACGUUGAACACGGUGUCCGAGUGUCUGUUCUCCCUCAUCAACGGAGACGACAUGUUCGCCACCUUCCAGGAAAUGAAGCGGAAGAGCACCCUGGUGUGGCUCUUCAGCCGGGUCUACCUCUACACCUUCAUCUCGCUCUUCAUCUACAUGAUCCUCAACCUCUUCAUCACAAUCAUCACCGACACCUAUUACAGGAUAAAGAAGCAGCAGCUGAGUGGGAACCUGACAUCAGAGCUGCACAACUUCCUGUCUGUCUGCAAAGAUCUGCCGAAUUCUGGGAUGUACAGAUUUGACGAGAGCAAAGGCUUCUUCCUGAACGGCUGCAUUACCAGGUGCAGGAAGCAUGAGGAGACGCUGUCUUCAGAGGCAUAGCAGGCAUUCAAUGUGGAUGUAUUACAAAGUUUAAUAUAUUCAGAGGGUCCCAACACUUUUCACAUGAUGCCAGUGGGUUUUGUUGUACAUGCCACUGGAUUCUUCAGCUGAGUGAUUUCAUGUGAAGCAGCAGUUUUUCAGUGCUGACUUGACAGAGCUUGAGAGAUGAAUGAAGUCUGAUCUUUGACGCACAGAGCACUUUUAAAAACGCACUUAUUUAUAACGUAGAUGGUAAAACACGAUUGUGACGUGUCAUCUGGCAAUGCUGUACACCGAGGAUGAAUCGAGGUCGAAUAAUAAAUGAGUGAAAUGAAAAAUCGCAAGAUUUUAUUCCUCCGUUGUCGAGAGAAGGUUACAAUACAAAAAACUAAAAUAUAAUUUCGUUCUCCUCACAUUAAUUCCUUGUAAUGUUGCAAUAAAAAUAAAA